Messenger RNA from Anas platyrhynchos (mallard), 1733 nucleotides. It is a transcript of the gene SLC7A6OS, whose product is annotated as solute carrier family 7 member 6 opposite strand. The record is from RefSeq and is a predicted model, not a curated record. Lineage: Eukaryota; Metazoa; Chordata; Aves; Anseriformes; Anatidae. Gene Ontology annotation, biological process: developmental process.
GCCCUGCGCGGCGCCAUGGAGGCGGCCGCUGUGCUGCGCGUCCAGAGGAAGCGCGGCGGCCCCGAGCCGGCCGAGGCGCUGCUGCUCGCCUGCAAGCGGCCCCGCACCGAGCUCGGUGGGGCCCCGGAGGUGGAGAGGAGCCUCUUCAAGCUGGUGGCCACCGUCUCCUCCAAGAACGAGCCAGUUCAGAAGUACGUUCAAGAAGUGAUCACUCGAGACAAAGCAGCGCAAAGCCUGCGGCCCUCCUUAGGAAGCGCUCAGCGGAUCGCUCAGGAGCUCCGUUCUUCCAAGGAAGCGAAGAGGAAGGAAAAUCGGUACCGUGUAAUAGCCAGCCAUCGGCCCAACGCACCCGCUGCAGAUGGCAAGGCAUCAACUGACAGUGACAGACCAGGCUGUGAAGCUACAGAAGAUGCUUCGCAAAAGGAAACGAGUGCUGUUGAUGAGAGUUCAGACUGUGGUGGGAAAUUCCAGCUGUUUGAUAUUGUACAAGAAGACGAGGUGAUAGAAGACCCCAGUGCAACUGCAGCAAACCCACAGAAAAGUGGUGAUCCAGAUGUGAUUCUCUGCAAUGCAGUAGAGAUGAUCCGUGAGCGUUUACAUGUUUCUGAAGAUGAUAAAAAAGUGGAACACCGUGAGAAAGAAGAUGAGUACGUUUAUGACAUCUACUGCAUGGAAACAUCAGUUCCUGUCUGGAUCCAUAAUAUCCUCUCUGUACAGCCUUAUAAAGAAGAAUAUGAACUGGUAGAUGAUGAUCAUGUUCCAGGGGAAAUAUAUGAAGACGAAGAUGAUGAGAACGAUGAAAAUAACUGGCGUAAUGAUUAUCCUGAUGAAGAUGAAUUCUUAGCAGAGGAAGAUGAUGAUGAUGGAGAAAAAGAGUCUGAAGACAGUUCCAGUGAUGACGACCAAUGUUACAGACGAAGAACAUGGAGCAAAUACCGUCAGGAAGUCCUACAGGAAUUUGGAUACGAUGAGAUCCAGGAUGUGGAUUCAGACUAAUAGCGUUUUUUUGAAGAUGAGAUGUACAGAACUGGUGCAGUAGGACUGAAAAUCCAGACAGCUGCUGACGGCUAUUCAUAAACAUUUUGAAGGGAAAAAAAAAACAAAACACCUGGGAACGCACUUUCUGCUAGAAGUUGUGCUUGUUGGGACAGUAGGAAACCAGUCUUCAUGUAGAUGAGCUAAAUUUUUGUGUGGCUGGCUUUAAGAUAACAUCGUGAAACAACUGGUGACUGGCAUGGUUCACCCUGAUACUUACUGCCUAGGUAUGACUAUUAGAUUCUAAAAGCUUUUUUUUUUUUUUUUUUUUUUUUUUACACUAUCUGAGCUGUCACCAAUGUUCAGUCAGCAUCAGCUGAUAGAUAUUAAAUAAGUGGGUAUAAAUUGAGACACUUGAUAAUACAAACUUUCUUUCCAAGCAGAAGAUACUAUGUGAUUUAAAAGAGAUUGUUCCACCAAUGCUGCGAUGCUGGGGUUGUGACAGGAAGCCUUCCUGUCAUGACUAAUCAUACGGACAUGAACAGAUCUGCCACGAGGGCACAUAGGAGUGCCAGAAAAGGCACUCUCUCCUAUUGCUUUCUACUGUGCUUGUUCCUAUGUUUCAAGUAACCUUAUUUACUUGAGCAUGCAAAAUGCCUUUGAGUGUCUGUUUUAUUGCUGGAUCUUUCCGAAACCCAGUAACUAGGGUAGAAAAAUACACGUGCGUUUGGAUUGUAAAAUAAAGAAUCUUUGACUAA